Messenger RNA from Perca flavescens (yellow perch), 1145 nucleotides. It is a transcript of the gene neurod6b, whose product is annotated as neuronal differentiation 6b. Gene Ontology annotation, molecular function: protein dimerization activity; E-box binding; DNA-binding transcription factor activity, RNA polymerase II-specific. The coding region runs from base 77 to 1078 and encodes 333 amino acids. NCBI's taxonomy places the organism in Eukaryota, Metazoa, Chordata, Actinopteri, Perciformes, Percidae. The record is from RefSeq and is a predicted model, not a curated record. Gene Ontology annotation, biological process: axon development; positive regulation of transcription by RNA polymerase II; sensory organ development. Gene Ontology annotation, cellular component: nucleus. The transcript has 2 exons.
GGUAGCCAGCUGUGACAUUGGCCUUGGUUGCCAAUUUGUUCCUCUUCCUCUUUGGGGGGCCCAAUCACAAGGAAAUAUGUUGACACUGCCAUUUGAGGAACCUCAUAUGAUGUGUGAGCCGCGGUUUGGUGCCAAUUAUCCCCGUGAAAACUUACCUGAGAGCCUGGAGAAGGAGCGACAACACGACCCAGACAGGUCCAAUUCAGACAUGAGGGAGGCCGAGGACGACAUCUCCGACAGAGAUGAGGACGAAAGGGAGGGCGAUCACGAUGACAACGGGCUUCCUAAAAAGCGCGGCCCGCGAAAAAAGAGGCCCGGUAAGGAGAUGGACCGGUCCAAAGUACGGCGCCAUGAAGCCAACGCCCGAGAGCGCACCAGGAUGCACAGCUUGAACGACGCGUUGGAGAGCCUGCGCAAAGUUGUGCCGUGCUACUCAAAAACACAAAAACUGUCCAAGAUUGAGACCCUUAGACUGGCUAAAAAUUACAUCUGGGCCCUGUCAGAGACUCUGAGCGCUGGGAAGAGACCGGACCUCCUCGCUUUCGUACAGACUUUGUGCAAAGGAUUAUCUCAGCCAACAACCAACUUGGUGGCCGGUUGUUUGCAGCUGAACGCGAGAAAUUUCCUUACAGAUCACAACGGGGAGGUCAUGUUCUCUGGCAGAUCGCCCUACGAUGCCAUGUACUCGUACCCCGGCUCAGACAUGAACACGCCCCCCGGUCACAGCGGGAGCAACCUGGACAGCAGCGCCAAGCCGUUCAGACACUACAGCUACAGCGGCGCGUACGAGCCCUACUACGAGAACCCGUCCCCAGAGGGCGGGAGUCCGCAUUUCGACGGCCAGCUGAGCCCCCCGAUGAACUUCAACGGGAUUUUCUCUCUAAAACACGACGAGCCGCCAGACUACGGCAAAAGCAGCCACUAUGGCAUGCGCUACUGCAGUGCGCCAGGGCGCACGGCUCUUGCGCACAAUUCCAUGUACCGCGUCUCCCCAGAGGGCCGUUUCCCCUACGAUCUGCACGUCCGCAGCCAGUCCUUUCAAGCACAAGGGGAAGUUAAUGGCUCUUUCCACAAUUAAUCAAUCAGCUGGACAAAGUUCAAGUUUCAGAAGCAAUGCAAUUUCCCCCCGCAGAUGUCGAGAGUGG